UAAACAAACUGAAUAAAAUUAUCAAAAUGACAAUUAUACUUGCUAAAAAAUAAAUAUUAUAUACUAUAUGGAAUAAAUCCAAAAUACUACAUAAUAACUAAAAUGUCGACAUCUACAACACAAGGAGUAGCUACAGAAAAUGCUAUGCCAAAAUUUAAGAAGAAGUCUUUUAUCAAUUACCAUUCAAAAAAUAAAAAAAGUCAGUGGAAAUCGCUAAAACAAAUUGUAACCUAUGAAAGAAGUUUACCAUGGAGUGAAGAUGCCGUGAUAUAUUCAAGUUUAAAUCCGCCGCCUUCGUUUUAUCCUGCAAAAAAAUAUUCAGAUAUUUCCGGAUUAAUUGGAUUAUAUACAGACCCCGAAACAAAAAUCCGAUAUCAUAACAGCGAGGAGUAUAUAACUGUUAAAAAUUUACCUAUGGAUUUACGUGCUGGAUAUUUGCAAUUAAGGGGAGCCACAAAUAUAGUUGGUUAAUGAAAUGAAAUUUUAAAACAAUAAAAGAGAAAAUAAAAAAAUUAUAGUUUAAAUUA
This is a messenger RNA of Condylostylus longicornis, 527 nucleotides long. Its product is annotated as INO80 complex subunit C. Gene Ontology annotation, cellular component: Ino80 complex. The transcript is spliced from 3 exons. Lineage: Eukaryota; Metazoa; Arthropoda; Insecta; Diptera; Dolichopodidae. The record is from RefSeq and is a predicted model, not a curated record. Gene Ontology annotation, biological process: chromatin remodeling. Bases 103 to 471 code for a protein of 122 amino acids.